Molecule: messenger RNA, 2119 nt
Organism: Wyeomyia smithii (pitcher-plant mosquito)
Lineage: Eukaryota; Metazoa; Arthropoda; Insecta; Diptera; Culicidae
Product: protein tumorous imaginal discs, mitochondrial-like
Exons: 5
Coding region: 148-1908 (586 amino acids)
Biological process (GO): mitochondrion organization; response to heat; negative regulation of apoptotic process
Cellular component (GO): mitochondrion
Molecular function (GO): ATP binding; heat shock protein binding
Source: RefSeq, a predicted model, not a curated record
AAAAACAUUCAAGCUGUCAAAAUCGGGGUCGCAUGUUGCUGUCGUUCUCGUGUUUUCGAUCGCAGUUCAGCAAGAAAUUUUUCUUUCCUUUCCGUGAGUGCUAAAAAUUGCUCUGAAUUCAAUAAACUACGCAGUUAGACAGCUAACAUGAACACCCGGGGCUUGCUGCAGCAUAGCCUCAAGUUUAUAAGCGGUAAAAAGAUCCUCCCUGCCGUACCGGUGAGACAAAACAGUUCGUUCAACGGUAACGAACGGUGUAUCUUAUGCCGGAACCCAAGUGACCUAUCCGCGAGCAGCAGUCGGCUCGGAGCAGUGGCCGGGCUGUUUACGGAACAACCACAUCCUUUGGGCCGCGGUGGCACCAGAGUUCAGACAAGAUCGAUUAGCACUAGCGGUGCACUGCUCAGGACAGACUAUUACAGCACAUUGGGAGUCGCCAAGAAUGCAUCGGCCAAAGAAAUCAAGAAAGCUUACUAUCAGCUGGCUAAAAAGUACCACCCGGAUACGAACAAAAACGACCCUGAUGCUGGCAGGAAAUUUCAGGAAGUUUCCGAAGCUUAUGAGGUCCUAAGCGAUGACACCAAACGUCGCGAGUAUGACACGUUCGGUCAAACGUCCGAACAAAUGGGCCGCUCCGGUGGAGCAGCUGGACACGGUCCGCAAGGGUUCUCGCAGAACUGGCAAUUCCGAAGUACCAUCGAUCCGGAGGAACUAUUCCGGAAGAUCUUUGGGGAUGGGGGCUUCAAGGCGGGAUUCGAGGACUUUUCCGACUCACGGUAUGGCUUUGGUGGUGCCCAGGAAGUUAUGAUGAAUCUAACUUUUGCCCAGGCGGCACGCGGUGUCAACAAAGAUAUCGACGUCAACGUGGUCGACACGUGUCCGAAGUGCACGGGAUCACGUUGCGAGCCUGGCACUAAACCGGGAAAGUGUCAAUACUGUAACGGAACUGGAAUGGAAACAAUUUCCACUGGACCUUUUGUGAUGCGGUCCACCUGUCGGUACUGUCAGGGCACUAGAAUGUACAUCAAAUAUCCGUGUCUAGAAUGCGGCGGAAAGGGACAAACAGUGCAACGGAAGCGAGUCACCGUUCCGGUGCCGCCUGGUGUCGAGGAUGGACAAACGGUGCGGAUGAGCGUGGGAAAUAAGGAGCUGUUUAUCACCUUCAAUGUGGAGAAAAGUCGUUACUUUCGUAGAGAGGGCGCUGAUGUACACACAGAGGCCAACAUUUCUCUGUCCCAGGCUCUGCUAGGGGGCACGAUACGAGUGCAAGGAGUUUACGAAGAUCAAACAAUUCAAAUUGUUCCAGGAACUUCAUCCCACACUCGAAUUUGUCUGAAGGGUAAGGGUCUGAAGCGGGUCAACAGUUACGGUACAGGUGAUCAUCACGUCCAUCUUAAAAUCCAAAUACCAGCAAAGCUGAAUAAUAAACAAAAAGCACUGAUACAGGCUUACGCUGAAUUAGAAGAAGACACCCCGGGUCAAAUCAUGGGCGUGACGCACAAAACCGACGGUAAGUCAUCGAACAAUGCUUCUUUCUCCUCUUCCUCCUCCGCUUCUUCUUCUUCGUCAUCAUCUACGUGGUCAUCCAAUUCCGCGUCGUCUCGAUCAAAAGCAGCCCCCGAAGAGCCCAUUUCGGAGAAAUUCACCCAACGUUCACCGGAGGACGAUUUUAAAAACUAUUCGUCCACUGAUCGGACGGGUUUGCGUAGCGAUCGACAGAAAGAGGAUCCACAAGGCGCCCGGUUUUACUUCGGUCUUGGACUGAUGCUGGUUUUCUUCUGGUUCAUCUACUACAAUUAUUCGCAAAUUCCACGCCAGCUGGAACUGGAAAGAGACGCGGCACUGGAGAGGCAACGGAGGGCCGCCGCCAGCGCAUCACCACAACGCAGUCCAUUUGAUGACGCUUAGAAGGACACAUUUCCUUUCAUGUUAAAGUUAUACAAAAUUGUAGAACAUCUGUUAUUAUCGCGUUCACACAACGAUUGUUAAGAAGUUUGCGAUGCAACACUGAGCGCUUGUUUCGCCCCUGCAGAAUUCGAAAUUCGAUCGAGUUGUAAUUUACAUUUAUCUACAAACUUUACGAACAAUGUUUGGAACGAAUAAAGCAGCUUGAAUCAAA